UGAGGCAUGCCGGGAGUUGCAGUCCCGAUCUGGGGAAGUGCGCCGGGGAAGGAGGGAGGGUCGGGCUGGGCUCGCGCGGCAUCCCUGGCGUGGGAGCGAGCGAUGCAGAAAUACGAGAAGCUGGAGAAGAUCGGAGAGGGCACCUACGGGACCGUCUUCAAAGCCAAGAACCGGGAGACCCACGAGAUCGUGGCGCUGAAGCGGGUGCGGCUGGACGACGACGACGAGGGCGUCCCCAGCUCGGCGCUGCGGGAGAUCUGCCUUCUGAAGGAGCUCAAACACAAGAACAUUGUGCGCUUGCAUGAUGUCCUGCACAGCGACAAGAAGCUGACGUUGGUUUUCGAAUUCUGCGACCAAGUUACUGAAGUGGAAUCGCUCCCCGGCGACCGUCGUUAUAUGAACCGGGUGGCCGUGAGUUUUGCUCACGGGGACGCCCUGAUGGUCCUAAUGGUCCUCAUUUUUUUCAACACCCUUGGCAUGUUCAACGGUCCCUGUCGUAACUCGAGGACUUUCGUUUCCCUGCGAACGGACGCAACCCCAACCGGCCCAGCUCCCUUUUCCUGGUCCCCACUUGACCUGAAGAAGUAUUUCGACAGCUGCAACGGCGAUUUGGACUCGGAGAUUGUGAAGUCCUUCAUGUACCAGCUGCUGAAGGGCCUCGGCUUCUGCCACAGCCGCAACGUCCUGCACCGGGACCUCAAGCCCCAGAACCUCCUCAUCAACCGGAAUGGGGAGCUGAAGCUGGCAGAUUUUGGGCUGGCCAGGGCCUUUGGCAUCCCAGUGCGCUGUUAUUCGGCAGAGGUGGUGACCCUCUGGUAUCGCCCCCCCGACGUCCUCUUUGGGGCCAAACUCUACUCCACAUCCAUCGACAUGUGGUCGGCCGGCUGCAUUUUUGCUGAGCUGGCAAACGCGGGGCGGCCCCUCUUCCCGGGCAACGAUGUGGACGACCAACUGAAGCGCAUCUUCCGGCUGCUGGGGACCCCCACCGAAGAGCAGUGGCCUGGCAUGACCAAACUCCCCGAUUACAAGCCCUACCCCAUGUAUCCUGCCACCACUUCCCUGGUUAACGUGGUGCCGAAGCUGAGCACGACGGGACGGGACCUGCUACAGAACCUGUUGAAAUGCAACCCCGUGCACCGGAUUUCGGCCGAAGACGCCCUACAGCAUCCGUACUUCACCGACUUCUCCCUCCCUUGACGCUCCGUGGCGGAGGAGGGCUGCGGAGGGGUGGGGGCCACGUGGCGCAUUCCCUCCCUCCUCCCUUUCUCCCAGAGCAGCCACGGGAGGCCAAAACCUUCGGGGGGGGGAGGGGGGAGAAGCAGCCGGGAUCAAGAACUUCUCAUCCCCCUUUGAUGUGAAUAGCUGUGAAUUCUAUAAAAUGCUGCUUUAUUCCUUU
Molecule: messenger RNA, 1396 nt
Organism: Thamnophis elegans (Western terrestrial garter snake)
Lineage: Eukaryota; Metazoa; Chordata; Lepidosauria; Squamata; Natricidae
Gene: CDK5
Product: cyclin dependent kinase 5
Exons: 13
Coding region: 7-1197 (396 amino acids)
Biological process (GO): protein phosphorylation; synaptic vesicle transport; neuron apoptotic process
Cellular component (GO): nucleus; cytoplasm
Molecular function (GO): ATP binding; cyclin-dependent protein serine/threonine kinase activity
Source: RefSeq, a predicted model, not a curated record